Molecule: messenger RNA, 999 nt
Organism: Aspergillus calidoustus
Lineage: Eukaryota; Fungi; Ascomycota; Eurotiomycetes; Eurotiales; Aspergillaceae
Source: the annotation of a GenBank genome assembly
AUGUCGCGUCCUAUCCACCCAGUUCAGGAUGAUUCGCACGCAGCAAAACCAUACCCCAAACCCCUAAAGAUGUCCGGUGCACUCGACAGGUUCAAGUACGUCGAAUGCUGCCCGGCACUGGGAAGAGAAUACCAUGGCCUGCAGCUGUCCUCUAUUAUUGAUGACGAAGCCAUUGUGAAAGAUCUGGCAAUUAGCAUCUCUGAACGCGGAGUUCUGUUCUUCGACGACCAGGAUAUCUCAGCUGCAGACACGAAGCGUCUCUUGUUGAAGUUCAACAGAUUGACUGGUGCACCGAAACAAUCUGGGAUCUACAAAGUCCCUGGCCCAACCCUGGAGUAUCCUCAUAUACCGGAGUCUGGUGACCCUGAAGUCUCGGUCUUCUCCUCCACGUCCAUGAAGCUCCCGAAAAAGCCUGCCGAACGGCCAUUGGCCAGUUUGUUAUGGCAUACGGACGACACCUUCGAGAAACAUCCCCCGACCUAUACAUCCCUCAAGCUCAUCAAGAACCCCCCGACAGGAGGCGAUACGCUUUUCGUCUCUUCCUACGGCCUUUAUGAUCGCCUUUCCGAGCCAUGGCAAAAACUUGCAGAAUCGCUUACAGCAACCCACCGCGUCAACCAUCUCAAAGACAUGGCGAAAGCAGGCGUACUCAACCUCCCGCCUGACACCGUGAGAGGCCACCCGGAGAACACUGGAUAUGAACUAUCUGCCUCCCACCCCGUUAUCCGAACAAACCCCGUAACAGGCUGGAAAGCACUGUAUGGCGCGGCAAUUGGGAUUCGCGAUGGCGGGUUUGACAAUCUCGCGCCGCAUGAAAGCGACCUGCUCAAGAAGUAUUUCCACGAUAUGAUCACCAACAACUCGGACCUGCAAAUCCGCCGCCGGUGGAAAGGCGUUAAUGGCGUGGCACUGUGGGAUAACCGCGCCGUAUUCCACGCACCGACGCUGUAUGUCCUAUUUCCCAGACAUACACACUUGGAAAGUGCAAAUCAAUGCUAA